AUGUCCUCUACGUCAGCGCCACUUGCAGAGCCAAGACACGUUGAGGUUUUUGCUGCACUUUCAGACGGUGUUAUUCAUGAUGCGCCAAUUGAGCUUAUCAGGGAAGCUGUUGGUGAUGCUCUAACUAGUGAUGAAAUUCGUGAGUAUGCUGAGACCUUCAAUAGACCCUCACAGAUCCCUGCCUUCAAGGAGCGUCUCUUGGCUUCGAUAAACGCCGCUACUACACUAGGUACGGGAAAGUUUAUCAGCUUGAUGAAUAUCUUGGAUUCGAGAACAUUUGCCCCACUUUUGACAAACUCCUGGACCUUGGUUAGAGAUAUGACUUUGGAGCAGCGUGAGCAGUUGUUAAAAUCUUUCAGAGACUCGCCAAUAUCUGCAAAGAGGGUGUUGUUUAAGACGGUGGUAACAUUGACGCUUAACACAAUGGUAAUUUUGGGAGAUGAGCUACACUACAAAGCUAUUCGAUACCCAGGUAAGGAGUUACGUGAAGAGGCAUAUGAAGGAUUCAAGGCUGAUCCAUUUAGAUAUGAUAUGCUACCAAAACCGGAAUUUGAUGGUGCGGAGUUACAUUUGACAGAUAUUGAUGUUGUGAUUAUCGGGUCUGGUGCUGGUGCUGGAGUUGUUGCACAUACUUUGGCCAACGACGGUUACAAAAGCUUAGUAUUGGAAAAGGGCAAGUACUUUGCUCGUUCCGAGUUCAACUUCAAUGACAUGGAGGGUCUAGACUCUCUUUAUCAAAACAGAGGAAUCUUGACGUCAACAAACCUGCAAAUCUCAGUCUUAGCUGGAUCUAACUUUGGAGGAGGUACCACUGUCAAUUGGUCUGCUAGUUUUAAAACCCCAUUCAAGGUCAGGAAAGAAUGGUAUGACGAUUAUGGUUUGGACUUUGCUGCAACUGACUCAUACGACAAAUGUUUGGAUUACGUUUGGAAACAAAUGGGUGUAUCAACAAAAGGGAUCAGGCAUUCCUAUGCCAAUCAGGUGCUAAUGGAUGGCGGUAACGCUUUGGACUAUUCUGUAAAAGAAAUCAAUCAAAAUUCGGGUGGUCACCCGUGCCACUCUUGUGGAUUUUGUUACUUGGGGUGCAAGCAUGGUAUUAAGCAAGGUUCCUCGGUUAACUGGUUCCGUGCAGCUGCUGCAAAUGGCUCUAAAUUUAUGGACCAGGUUAGAGUGCUCCAGAUUUUGCACAAGAAAGGCGUUGCCACAGGUGUUUUGUGCCAAGAUGAAGUAACUGGAAGAAAAUUCAAAAUCACUGGCCCCAAGAAGUUUGUUGUCUCGGGUGGAUCAUUGAACACCCCUGUCGUUUUGCAAAACUCUGGCUUCAAAAACAAGCAUAUUGGUAAGAAUUUGAAGUUGCAUCCAGCAAUUGUCUUGUUUGGUGAUUUUGGUCGCAGUGUUCAAGCAGAUCACCAUAAAAACUCAAUCAUGACCGCUGUGUGCACCCAAGUGGAUGAUUUGGAUGGCAAAGCACAUGGAGCUAAAAUUGAAACUGUUUUAAACGCCCCCUUUGUUCAAGCUCCUUACUUGCCAUGGAAAGAUAGCACUCAAAUCAGAAGAGAUUUGUUACGGUACAAUCAAUUGUGUGGCAUGGUGAUCAUUGCUCGCGAUACUUCAACUGGCUCGGUUACCGGCGAUCCGCAGAAACCAGAAGCGUUGUAUAUUGACUACGAAGUGAACAAAUUCGACAGAAAUGUUCUUUUGCAAGCACUUCUUGUCACAGCGGACAUUUUGUACAUUGAAGGUGCAGAGAGAAUUUUGAGUCCACAGGCAUCGAUCCCUUUCUUUGAAUCAAAAGUGUCCAAAAGUAGCAGAUCAAUCACAGACAAGGACUACGUCAAGUGGAGAAAAAUUGUUGAAAAAUCGCCCCUAGAUGCUUUUAGUAUGACGUAUGGUUCGGCUCAUCAAAUGUCCAGUUGCAGAAUGUCGGGAAAGGGCCCAAAAUACGGUGCAUGUGAUACACGGGGUAGAUUGUAUGAAGCUUCAAACAUCUACAUAGCUGACGCUAGUUGUAUGCCAACUGCUUCUGGAGUCAAUCCAAUGGUGACUACCAUGGGUUUAGCGAGACACGUUGGGCUUGAGUUGUGCAAGGACUUAAAGACAAAGAGUAAGUUAUAG
Lodderomyces theae is the source of this 2115-nucleotide messenger RNA. RefSeq names its product GMC family oxidoreductase. NCBI's taxonomy places the organism in Eukaryota, Fungi, Ascomycota, Pichiomycetes, Serinales, Debaryomycetaceae. The record is from RefSeq and is a predicted model, not a curated record. Gene Ontology annotation, molecular function: long-chain-alcohol oxidase activity; flavin adenine dinucleotide binding. The coding region runs from base 1 to 2115 and encodes 704 amino acids. The transcript has a single exon.